Leptopilina boulardi is the source of this 819-nucleotide messenger RNA. RefSeq lists its product as uncharacterized. The transcript is spliced from 5 exons. NCBI's taxonomy places the organism in Eukaryota, Metazoa, Arthropoda, Insecta, Hymenoptera, Figitidae. The record is from RefSeq and is a predicted model, not a curated record. The coding region runs from base 8 to 661 and encodes 217 amino acids.
AUUAGAGAUGUUAACUUCAAUAAAUAUUUAUCUUUUAAUAACGUCAAUUAUCUUGAUUCCUGGUUAUGGAAUACGAAUCAAAAGCCUUGAAUUGCCAACUUUGCUGCAAACAGGAUCACAUCCCGUGAAAUUUAUUUGCGUCUAUGAAUUAUUAAACACUGAUUCUGGGAUAGUAAUAAAAUGGUAUCACAAUGAAAAACAAAUUUAUGAAUGGAUUCCACCCUUAGCUCCUCGAGAUAUGGGAAUUAUGAAUGGAUUAAUCGAAUAUCCUUGGGAAAAUAUUAAUCGACCUCAUUCUCAUUCUAUUUUAGAAAUUAAAAAUAUAACAACCAAUCUCUCUGGAGUAUAUACUUGUAAGAUCAGUACUUUUCAAGAUGAGGAUUCAAAAUCAGCAAAUGUCACUGUUUAUGUUCCAGUAAACAAAGUGAUGAUAAAAACGGCUAUUUACAAUGAAACUCACCUGAAUAUUUCAUGUGAAACUUUCGGUGCGCACCCUUCUCCAAAAUUAAAGAUUCUUAUCAAUGGAUUAGAACUCGAGGGAGAAACUAAUUAUGCCAGCAACUAUCAUGAAAAUCCCUGGACUAGUCAUCAUUUAUUAAUGAGUAAUCCUAAAAAUUCGUCUCUCUUCGAAUGUGAAAUAGAAAUUCCAGAAGUAAACUGACAUCAGAAGGGUUUUGCGAAUGCGCCAACAUCUUUCGCGAUAAUGCGGGGGUGAAAAUCGUCUUUAAAGGCAGAGGGGGAGAAUUUCUAGCUGAAGAGCAACAGGCGAUUUCCUCCAGAUUAUCACAAACCACUCAUAUCAUCCCCCGUUUGUACCAA